Molecule: messenger RNA, 534 nt
Organism: Triticum turgidum subsp. durum (durum wheat)
Lineage: Eukaryota; Viridiplantae; Streptophyta; Magnoliopsida; Poales; Poaceae
Source: the annotation of a GenBank genome assembly
AUGGAAGAGUCGGGCAAGGAGCAGUCGCCAAACUCAAGCUCCUCCCAGUCUCAGUACAGGGGCGUGAGGAAGAGGAAAUGGGGCAAGUGGGUGUCGGAGAUCCGGCAGCCCGGCACCAAGACCCGCAUUUGGCUCGGCAGCUUCGAGUCGGCCGAGAUGGCCGCGGUGGCGCACGACGUGGCGGCGCUGCGGCUGCGCGGCCGGGACGCGCAGCUCAACUUCCCGGGGUCGGUGGACCGGCUGCCCCGGCCGGCGAGCUCGCACCCGGACGACGUCCGCGCCGCGGCGGCGGAGGCGGCCGAGCUCGUGCGGGGCGAGCCAGCACUGGUGGCGCGGGGGGCAGCCGAGUGCCCCGGGUGGGAGCUGGUGGACGGGAGGGGGAGCGACGAGGAGUUCGAGGUGGACUCGCCCAGGCUAUGGGCCGAGAUGGCGGAGGCCAUGCUGCUGGAGCCGCCAGCAUGGGCCACGGGCGCCAGCGAGAUGGACCAGGCCGCGCACUGCUGGUCGCACGGGUCCCUCUGGGACGCCUACUAA